This is a messenger RNA of Pneumocystis jirovecii RU7, 693 nucleotides long. RefSeq lists its product as uncharacterized. Bases 1 to 693 code for a protein of 230 amino acids. The transcript is spliced from 5 exons. The record is from RefSeq and is a predicted model, not a curated record. Gene Ontology annotation, cellular component: Golgi apparatus; endoplasmic reticulum membrane; ER to Golgi transport vesicle membrane. Gene Ontology annotation, biological process: vesicle fusion; endoplasmic reticulum to Golgi vesicle-mediated transport. Gene Ontology annotation, molecular function: SNAP receptor activity; SNARE binding. Lineage: Eukaryota; Fungi; Ascomycota; Pneumocystomycetes; Pneumocystales; Pneumocystaceae.
AUGAAUAUAUUUUAUAAUCAAGCACUUAAGCAGACUCAAAACUUGAAAAAAGAUUUAAAUUUAUUUCAAUCAUUUAUCACAAAUAAUACACCAUUAGCAACAAUUCCACUUCAAGGUCAAAUAACAGUGAGUUUGAAUUCUCUUUUCAGAACUAUCAAUGAAUAUGAAGCAAUGUCAAAAAAAGAAAUGAAUAUAGAAAAACAAGAAAAAGCUAUUUCAAGAGUUAAAAAUUUUAAAAAACAGUACUCAGAAUUAAAGGAAAACUUUGAUGAUCUUAAAAUAAAAUGUAAACAAAUAGAACAUUUAAAUCAAAAAAAUGAGUUAUUAGAACGCCGGGUUCACACAAAUGUAUCUUCAGAAAAUCCAUAUGGACGCACAGAAUCCAAAAAAUUAGAUGAACACGAAAAUUAUACGGGGCCAACACGAGAUUUUUUAAAGACAACAGAUUUGAAAUUAGAUGAAUUUCUAGGACGAGGACAAGCUAUACUUAAUGAUUUGAUAGAACAGAGAAUUUCAGUGAAGGAAGUACAACGAAAAAUGUAUAAUGUUGUAAAUAUACUAGGACUUAGUAAAAGUACAAUUAGGUUUAUUAAAAGAAGGGUUUUGCAAGAUAAAGUUAAAUGUUUAAAAUUAGAACGAUUUUAUAAUUUGUCCAGAUGUUUAGAUUUUUUUAAUUGUAUUAUUAAUGUUUGA